Trichoderma breve is the source of this 381-nucleotide messenger RNA. RefSeq names its product sister chromatid cohesion protein dcc1 domain-containing protein. Gene Ontology annotation, biological process: mitotic sister chromatid cohesion. Bases 1 to 381 code for a protein of 126 amino acids. Lineage: Eukaryota; Fungi; Ascomycota; Sordariomycetes; Hypocreales; Hypocreaceae. Gene Ontology annotation, cellular component: Ctf18 RFC-like complex. The transcript has 2 exons. The record is from RefSeq and is a predicted model, not a curated record.
AUGUCCAGCUCCUCCCAGACCACCCAGAAAAUCCCCCUCCACCACCGCCCAGACGACACCGGCUACCGCCUCAUCGAGCUUCCUCCCGAACUGGAAAGCCUUCUCGAAUCGGAAAAUGCUCCCGUCCUCACCCUAGAAUCCUCCGAGUCAUCAGCCCUCCUCAAAACCCCCGACAGGACAUACUCCCUCCGCCAGAAAAACACCUCAAACUCCGUCAUCCUGCUCUCACCCACGGCCGACCAAGGCAUGGCCGCCAUCUCCACCAUCCGCGAAACCGUCGAGCUGGACGUGGCGCCUCAAACUCCUGUCACCUCGGGUGGCCCGCUCAAGAACACGGGCAGCAGGGGCAAGUGGCAUGAAAUGUUUGGUAAAGGACGAUAG